Messenger RNA from Marmota monax (woodchuck), 2843 nucleotides. It is a transcript of the gene Mcts2, whose product is annotated as MCTS family member 2. The record is from RefSeq and is a predicted model, not a curated record. Gene Ontology annotation, biological process: formation of translation preinitiation complex. Bases 1359 to 1904 code for a protein of 181 amino acids. Gene Ontology annotation, molecular function: RNA binding. Lineage: Eukaryota; Metazoa; Chordata; Mammalia; Rodentia; Sciuridae. The transcript has a single exon.
GCCACCCACUUUCCCUGUGGUAUGUCUUGGGUGUCUUCCCUUCCACUCCCCUUUGUCUUUCCAAUAUUGGGUUCUUCAGUAGUAUAAGUGAUGGAAGAGGCUGGCUGUGGAAUCUCAUGGCUUAGUUCAUAUCCCUGCUCUGCCACCACCUAGGCAUGGGACUCUAGGUGAAUGCCUUACCUCCCUGAGCACCGGGUGAUUUUGUUGGGGAUUUUUUGUUUUGUUUUCCCCUGCCAUUUAUGAAGUAAAAUUGAUAAUUUAGCACCUUCCUCAUAGGCACAAUUAUUAGGAAUAGGAAUAAAUGAGUGGAAAGCACCCAGCACACUGCCUGGCUCACAUAAGCACUCAGUAAAACCCCUCUGUUGUGACCAUUUUAUAGGGUCUAUUUUUAGUGUGAUUACGGUCACACCUAAAAUUUUGGAAAAGGAGACUCCACAGUUUUUUUUUUGGGGGGGGGUUGUUUUUUGUUUUGUUUUUUUUUGUAUGUUUGUUUGUUUUAAUGAAAACCAUGGGGACCUUAAGAGAGGCUGGGAUUAACAGGUUAUUUACAGCCUGGGUUCAAAUACAGCAAGAUCAUCAAUGGCUUAACCAAAUGGAAGAUCUCCCUCUUCUCUUUCUUUCUCGUCCCCCGAAAUUCUAAGCUUGCAGAAGGUAUCACUUGGUGCCUAGCGUAUCCUGCUUUGUCCCUAGAGCGCAGCGAUGUUGUGAUCCCUCUCUGCAUCUCUAGUGCAUCUGUGCCAAAUAAAUGAUUGAUGGGGUUUUCUUUUAAAAAGCUAAGCUUGCCCCGUAGAGUCUGUAGGGUCUCAAGCCCCAUCUGUCUCAAGCUCUGCCAUACUCAGUGGUGACCCCCCUGGGUCCGAGAUGUCUACCAUCAGUUCACACUGCAGCCAGAGGGAAGGAUAGGCAUCCCUGUCGUCGGCUCAUUUAGCUACAGAGGGUGUUGGAGAAAGGUGGAGAACAUGACCUGAGCGGGUCAGCCUCAUGUCCAGUUAGGAACCAUCAGCAGCGUGUCCAGUUAGGAACCACCAGCCGCGCCCCUAGAGUCUUCCGGCCACCUGACCGGCUGCUCCGUCACUCCUUCCUGCCCACGCCCUGCCCUUUCCGCUGCCCCCACUGGAAUGGAUCGCUAGUGGGAAGAACAUCCGGCCGAGCGCUGACGUGGGGUUCAGAGCAGCGGAAGUAGUCCAUUUUACGGGGCCGUAAAGCGCGGCCGGCUGACCCGUCUUCCGGUUAGCGACAACGGCCGCUACCAUCCGCACCGGCCUUCCUGGAUCACGGAGAUCAUCGGACAUUGGCCGCAUCUCAUUUUUUCUCGUUGCUGCCCACCCCAGUCGGCACCACUUCCUUCGCCUUGGAUCAUGUUCAAGAAAUUUGACGAAAAGGAAAAUGUAUCCAACUGCAUCCAGUUGAAAACUUCAGUUAUUAAGGGCAUCAAGAACCAACUGAUAGAGCAAUUUCCAGGUAUCGAGCCAUGGCUUAAUCAAAUCAUGCCGAAGAAAGAUCCCGUCAAAAUAGUCCGAUGCCAUGAGCAUAUGGAAAUCCUUACGGUAAAUGGAGAGUUACUAUUUUUUAGACAAAGAAAAGGGCCUUUUUACCCAACCUUAAGAUUACUUCACAAAUACCCUUUCAUCCUGCCACACCAGCAGGUUGAUAAAGGAGCCAUCAAAUUUGUGCUCAGUGGCGCAAAUAUCAUGUGCCCGGGUUUAACUUCUUCUGGCGCAAAGCUUUAUCCCGCCGCGGAAGAUACAAUUGUUGCGGUCAUGGCAGAAGGAAAACAGCACGCUCUGUGUGUCGGAGUCAUGAAGAUGUCUGCAGAAGAUAUCGAGAAAGUCAACAAAGGAAUCGGCAUUGAAAAUAUCCAUUAUUUAAAUGAUGGCCUGUGGCACAUGAAGACAUAUAAAUGAGCCUUAGAAGAAUCCACUUGUGCUAAAUAUGGAUAUUGUGUCGUAUUUGUGUUUUGUGUCUGUUUGUGACAGCAUGGUGACAAUGCCUCUGUGGUUAUGCUGAAUAAAUUCAACAGAUGCCUCAAAAACAAAAAAACUAGGGUGCUCUUACCACAGAGGAGAAAACAGAAAUUGGGGGACAAGCAGCAAUCUGCUGCACUUGAAUCUGGAAGGAGUGACUGCACCCUGAGACCCUGGCCAACCUUCACCACCUCUCUGGGCUUCCUCAUUAGGAAGCUUGGAAGCAACUGAGAAUGGGUCUGACAUCCGGAUGUCUACCGGGGGCUCCCCACAAGAGCAGCAACAGGAACUCCCUCCUGCCUUUUCUCCAGUCCUCCAUCUCUUUCCUUCUUCUUCCUCUGCUAAUGAAUUAGGGGUGCCAAUAACCUUGAUUUCUUUGGUAGAAAAGUAGAGUUUCCAGAAUGUACUAGGACCUUGCUAAAGACCAGUAACAGCUGGCAUUGAGUACUUGCUGUGUACCCCGCACUGUGCUAAGGACAUUGUAAGGACAGACUCACUCCCAUAGCAGCCCUAUGAGGGAGGUGCUAUUGCCUUUUUUCACAGAUGAAGCUCAGAGAGGGAACUGCUUUUCCCUAAGGUUACCUAGCUACCAGUGGCAGAGCCUGUGCUUCCAGCACCAAGGACCACUUCCCACUGAACCUGUAUUAAAUCCGUACUCUCUCUAGGUCUCUUUAACCUUCUCUAGAAAAUUUGGGGGACUAGGGGAGGCUCCAGUGAGCUCUCCCCAUCAUAAUAUUCUCACCAGUCUGGGGCAGCCUCGGCUGAGCCCCUGGGCCUGUGGGCCUCUGACAGUGCCCACAGCCAUGCCCUCCUCAGUCCAGAGGCUGACAUGUGGGAGGGACAGUCCCGCCCUGGGGAGUGGACUUACCUGGCUUCUCU